Pyricularia oryzae 70-15 is the source of this 1397-nucleotide messenger RNA. RefSeq lists its product as uncharacterized. The record is from RefSeq and is a predicted model, not a curated record. Lineage: Eukaryota; Fungi; Ascomycota; Sordariomycetes; Magnaporthales; Pyriculariaceae. Bases 264 to 1190 code for a protein of 308 amino acids. The transcript is spliced from 2 exons.
AGUUGCGCUAUGUGACAAACCAAAUGGAGGUCCGGAAAUGCCUUGGGUUUCUCGGGGAUGGUCGGCAUCAUACAAGGCAUUCUCCUUGUGAAAGGAACAUGAGCAGACAACCUUUGUAUUCCUGAACGCUUGUCGAUAUUACAUCGAGGAAAUAUAUGCAUACCUUCUAGGAGCUAGCUGAGUCACAGUGGAAUGGUACCGACUCCAACCUACAGCGCAGGUCAAGACGUGGAAAUCAGCCUUGACAGUGGAACGAUCCGGCAAUGGCACCGCAACUCACGAAAUGGCACUUCAACAUUGAUUCCUAUUUGAAUCCAUGGAUCCCGAGGAAUCCUAGUCACCGACUGCCAUAUCUGCUGGGACGCUUUCUUGGCCAUCGACACCCAGACCGGCCUCAGCACGCGAUUGGCAAUCUCGUCUACAUCUUUUGGGCCUUUCUUGGCGUCUUUACCUCGAUAUUGCUCAUCUUGGCUGUGAAUCACCAUGUGGGUGAAUUCCGCGCCCACAAUGCGCCCAUGAUAGUAGCCAGUUUUGGAGCCGCCGCAGUGCUGGAGUUCUACUCCAUCGAGGCCCCCCUGGCCCAACCACGGAACGCCAUCCUCGGCCAGGUCAUCAGCGCCCUGGUCGGCACCAUCGUCGCCACCAUCUUUGGCGGUCCGGAGCGGCUGCUGCAGAGCACGUCCGACGACCCGACCCUCGGCUUCCGUUCCCUCGUGUACCGCUGGGCGGGCGGGGCUCUGGCGUGCGCGGCCGCGACGGCCUGCAUGGCCCUGACCGGGACCGUCCACCCACCCGCGGGUGCCACGGCGCUGAUGGCGGUCGUGGACGACCGCAUCGUCGAGCUCGGCUGGUGGUACAUACCAAUAAUGCUGCUGGGGUGCGCCUUGAUGCUGGGUGUCGCGUUGCUGGUCAACAACGUCCAGCGCAGGUUCCCGGUCUACUGGUGGUCCCCCGAGGAGACGGGCUCCGCGUGGCGCAAGGACGUCAAGGAGCCCGAGGGCGAAUCGCAUGUGGAGAUGGACUCGGCCAAGAUCGAGAUUGACCCGACGCAGGACGUCGAGUCGAGCUCUACGGAUGCGGAGUGCGAGCAGUUCAUUCUCAUCGCCAGAGGGUUGGUAGAGGUGCCGAAUCACGUGCAUCUACUACCAGAGGAGAGGAAUCUGCUAGAGGCCAUCAGCCUCAGGAUAUAGGUGUUUGGGGACAUGUACAUAGCCAUCGUUCACCAUUAGAGCAUAGUCAGGUCGUGUCAACUACGCGGCUUGCAUAAGCGCUUACCGGUAGCGGAAUACUGAAUCAAUACUGGCAUCAUGUGUAGUCCUGUAGUUCCUAUCACUGUUGUACAGUUAUGCCGUAUCAUGUAACCCGAAGCCAUUGUUACAGUGGAGGCCCAAAAGGAU